ACAUUCACACGAGUGAUUCUCUCCCAGCUGACACGAGGAGUAUUUCAGAUUUCACACUUUUUCAAAGCCGGGACCAUGAUGAUCCCCAGCGUCCUCGCGCCUCCUGCUUUCUACCCGGGGCUGUACCGUCCAACCGCGGCUCUGCCGCUCCACCAGACCCUGCCGUCCGCCUUCCAGACCCACUCCAGCUUCCUAGUGGAGGACCUGCUGCGUAUAAGCCGACCCACCACCUUCUUUAACCGGACUGUUCCUUCAGCGAGUGCCUCCCUGCCCACUGCCACCACCACCGUGUCCUUCAGCUGCGCGCCCGCGGAACGCGCCUUGGCCACGACCGCGGUGACGCGUGAAUCUUGCUCACCGAAAACGUCGCUGCCGAACAGCAAGGACCCAACUUUUCUCAAGUUUGGAGUGAGCGCCAUCCUCGCACCUUCACCAAAGAGCGCCUCCUCACCCCCUACAAUCCACAGCCUGCACUCCAAGACCUUCCCCUUCCCCUGCUUUGACGGGACCUUUCACCCCAUAUUCAGGACGCCUUAUUUACCAGGGCCAAUCAACGAGUUGAGAUAA
This is a messenger RNA of Paralichthys olivaceus (Japanese flounder), 567 nucleotides long. The record is from RefSeq and is a predicted model, not a curated record. Lineage: Eukaryota; Metazoa; Chordata; Actinopteri; Pleuronectiformes; Paralichthyidae.